This is a messenger RNA of Linum trigynum, 650 nucleotides long. Lineage: Eukaryota; Viridiplantae; Streptophyta; Magnoliopsida; Malpighiales; Linaceae. The record is from the annotation of a GenBank genome assembly.
CCACGAGACAUUGUCUUUCUUGGACAUGUUCUCAGGAUACCAUUAAAUCCCGAUGUCACGCGAGGACGAAGAAAAAAUGGCGUUCGUGACUCCCUUCGGAAACUUUUGUUUCGUCGGAAUGCCGUUCGGACUGAAGAACACGGGCGCGACAUACCAAAGAAUGAUUGACUCGGUGUUCUCACACCAGAGGGGGCGGAACAUCGAAGCGUACGUAGACGACCUCAUCGUCAAAACCAAGGCUGGGAACUCGCACCUAGAGGAUCUACGAGAGACAUUUGAGGUGCUCCGCAAACACAGCAUCCGCUUGAACCCACUGAAGUGCGUCUUUGGAGCGGAAGCAGGGAAGUUUUUGGGGUUUAUGAUAACCAAGCGCGACAUCGAAGUGGACCCAAAACAAAUCACGGCGGUCCAACAACUGCGGGCCCCAAGGAGCGCGCUGGAAAUCCAAUCCGUGAAUGGGAAGAUAGCAGCGCUGGGGAGAUUCAUCCCAAGGUCGGCCGACAAGUGCGCGCCCUUCUUCAAAACACUCAAAAAUGGCGCGAAAUUCGCAUGGACCAAGGAGUGUGAAGCAGCCUUCCAAGAGCUGAAAUCAUAUCUUGUAUCCCCCCUAUGUUGACAGCUCCCAAGCUUAAUGAAAAGUUAUUCCUUUA